Humulus lupulus (European hop) is the source of this 1493-nucleotide messenger RNA. RefSeq lists its product as uncharacterized. The transcript has a single exon. The coding region runs from base 238 to 1257 and encodes 339 amino acids. Lineage: Eukaryota; Viridiplantae; Streptophyta; Magnoliopsida; Rosales; Cannabaceae. The record is from RefSeq and is a predicted model, not a curated record.
ACUACCUCGAAAUAUAGAAAAUCUUCACAGUCGAUUCACCCAUCCGUGUAAAGAUAAACUAUUUAUUUUAAAUAAAUAAAAAUAAAAACAAAAACAUAAACAAACAAAACCCCCCAAAGGAUCACCAGCCAUAUCUAUUUCUUCUUCUUUUUCUUCAUCUAUUUUCUCUAUUACUUCAUUGAGACAAAAAACUCAAACCAGAGAGAGAAGUUUGAAUUUUGGAGAGUUUGGAGGUUGAUGAUGAAGUUAUCCACAAAACCCAUAUCGAGUCCGGGUCGGACAGAGAAGUUUCCACCUCCAUUGAUGAGGUUUCUAAGAACCAAUGUAGGAAGCAAAAGCAGAGGAAGGUCACGUGCGAGUCCCAUGUUUGUGAGGAAGAAGAACCCUUCUGCCAUUGAAACUCAAGAGCCUUCUUCUCCAAAAGUUACAUGCAUGGGUCAAGUUCGAGUCAGAAGGUCCUCCAAACAAAAACCCAGUAAGCCUCGUCGGACUAAGCCAGCUCCGACGAAGGUGGGAGAUUCGGUUGGUUGCCGGUGUAGAUGGAUUCCGAGAGCUCUGUUAUGCCGCCAUUUUGCUGAGACAUUUACACCCAAGUUGUGUAGACCUGUUUGGAGCAAGUGGUGUUCGUAUUUUCAAGUUAGUUUUCGGAGAAAGGUUGGGAGUAGAGAAGAACCCUCUAAGAUUGGUUCGAGAUUCGAUGUAAAGAGUCAAGAUUCAGACGAAGAAGAAGAAGAAAAAAGAGAAGCUAAGAUAUUUGCUGCUACUACUGCUACGACUACUUGUUCCAGCUCUCCGCCUAAGAACGCUUUCAUUUUGACUCGGUGUAGAUCUGCUCCGUAUAGAUCUUCAUCUUUAGCUUCUAGAUUCUGGGGUUCCCCAUUAAAUUCUGAAAAUAUAGAGCAAAAAGAAGAAGAGGAAGAAGAAGAUUCUUCCAAUGAGCGAAAACCCAUUUCAAAGUUAGAGUCUUUUGAGCCAAUCGAGCCAGAGAUUGAACAAAAGUUAAAGCUUUGCCAAGAAGUUAACGAGUCAACGACCUCAACUGAGAAAAUAUCUCCCGAGUCGGCAAACACAGAGAAUGAAAAAGAAGAAGAAGAAUCGAAAACAGAAAAAGUUGCAGGGUUCGAACGACCGCUCAUACUAACAAGGUGUAAAUCAGAACCGGCCAGAACCGGAGAGAAGCUCGAUCCAGAGUUGCUUUUCUGGAAAAACACAAGGUUGGGUAUCGUAAAUUCAUGCUCACCAACUGUUUGUGAUUAAAAUUAAUUUUCACUUUUAUUAUUAUUUCUUUUCUUUCUCUUUUCCUAUUUUUUUAAUAUAUAAAGUUUAAAAUACUCAAUAUAGAUUUACAGAAUGAAUAUAUAUAAAUCUUUUUCUUUUCUUGUAGAAAAGAUUCAAGAAUAUAUUGAUUAUUUUUUACACUUGUAAGAGAGAAUCUCUAUAUAUUGUAAAUAAUAAUAAUAUUUAUUAUUUAAUAUAUAGGUUUAUAUAACUCA